GGAAAUUUUAAAGUUGGACUUCCGGUCAUUAUUUCCAAAAUAAAUGUAAUUCACGACUCUUGUGAGAAGGAUAUUCUUAGGUUAAAAUAAAGCCUACCUGGUGCAAUCAUACUCAGGUGAACUGAGUAGAAGACAGAUGUUUUUGUGACAUUUAAUCACGUUAAUGCUUUCCACAGUGAAAUCUCAAAUAGGCAUGAACAAACAAACAUCAUCUGGUCUGAGCUUCCAAAAUAAAGGCGAGUAAAUCCCUGGGACAUGAGAAAAUCACUUAGAAAUGUUCAUGUCAACUUUAUAUUGAAACUAGAAGUUGAACUGCUGCCAUCUUCAGACACAAAGUCGGACAGUGAUUUCAGAGGUCAGCGAGACUGCGUUGCUAAGCAACGACACCACAAAAACAAACCCGCAGGUUGAGGACAGGUGAUGAGAUGUCGUCCAGUUACUCAGCAAACCAGUUUGAGAGCGCCUUCAGGUCUCAGAGGCUGCAGAACUGGUGUGAGACCAAACAGUUCAAACAGAGGCCCACUGCACAGGAGGGCCACACCACCUUCAUAGCUGAUAAUCGAGGACAUCUGCUGCCAGGUUUAAUGAAAAAUGGUAGUGCAUGGCCAGAUUUUAAGGGGACCUGGGAUCUACCUGCCCGUGUCCCGGCACAGCACAUAAACCCUACAGGUCGCUCUGAGGUGGGGAUCAGCAGGCUGAGGACCUGGGGGUUCGACCCAGGGCACACAAGAACACUUGGGACACACCCAGGCAGCAGGCACUCUGACAGGCAGCAGGACGCUGGAAAGCAGAGCAAUGACUCUACACAGAAAGACAGGGCCGCCUCAUCUCCUGCAGUUGAAGCUCGACCAGCGUCUCAGGACCGGCUCGUCUCUUCAGGUGGCCAGAUAGCUGUGAGUCCUGGUUCUGAUAGAGCUGCAGGGAGGUGUGCAACCUCACAGAGAGCCAGCAGCAGAGCUCACAGUGACAAAGGGGGAGCAGGGAGUGAUGGGCCACAGAAAGUAGUCCCCACAGGAUUACCAUGCACCUCAGAGCAGAGCCAGAGAGAUGCAGAGAAAGACAAGUGAACUUAGAUUCGGCUCUGAGUGAAUACAAUAUAAUUUUGACAGAAUAAAGCUCAAUGACAGUUCAGGA
This is a messenger RNA of Notolabrus celidotus (New Zealand spotty), 1134 nucleotides long. It is a transcript of the gene cfap126, whose product is annotated as cilia and flagella associated protein 126. Gene Ontology annotation, cellular component: ciliary basal body. The record is from RefSeq and is a predicted model, not a curated record. The transcript has 6 exons. Gene Ontology annotation, biological process: cilium organization. Bases 426 to 1067 code for a protein of 213 amino acids. NCBI's taxonomy places the organism in Eukaryota, Metazoa, Chordata, Actinopteri, Labriformes, Labridae.